CAGUUGAGUUUAACAUUUUCACGAGUUAAAACGUGUGAUCGUGCAACAGAAGACAAGAAAUUACUAAAAGAAAUUGAGAAAAAAAAACUGAAAAAGUUUCCAAGUAGAAAUCAAACUUUAAAUAUUUUAAAAAAAUCUUUAACGUAAGUAGUUUUAUGAUUUUUUUGGUGUUACUUAUACGGAUGUUGGUGUGUCUGAUGUAUGUUCAAAGAGCCACAAAAAAAAAACUACGUGUGUGGAGAAGAAAAAUAAAUAAUCUCAAAAGAAGUGAACAAAAGAAGACGAAAUGAAG
Molecule: messenger RNA, 292 nt
Organism: Clunio marinus
Lineage: Eukaryota; Metazoa; Arthropoda; Insecta; Diptera; Chironomidae
Source: the annotation of a GenBank genome assembly